UCUGCGGCUGGUGGUUGUUCUGUUCCGGCUUCGGAGCGCCGGGUCGGGGCUGAGGGGACGACGAGGAGGCGCGGGCGGAGGCGCCGUCCCCGCGGCCCAGGCGGCUCUGAGGCUCGGCGACGCCGCCCGGGGCCCCGCGCCAGGCCCGGGCCAGGGAGCGCCGCGCCCGGCGCCUCGUCUCCCGCCGCUCCCGGCCCCGCUCCGCCCCCGAGGCCGAUGGCGGCGGCCGCGCGGAGGGAGCCGGCUCAGCAGGGCUGUGUGACCUUUGAAGAUGUGGCCAUAUAUUUUUCCUUGAAAGAAUGGGGUCUCCUUGAUGAGGCUCAGAGACGCCUGUACCGUGAUGUGAUGCUGGAGAACUUGGCACUUAUAACCUCUCUGGGUUGUUGUCAUGAAGCAGAGAACAAGGAGGCUCCUUUUGAGCAGAGUGUUUCUGUACAAAGAGUGUCACAGGUCAGGACUCCCAAAGCAGAUCUGCCUCCCAAGAAGGUGCACCCCUGUGAAAUGUGUGGCCUGAUAUUGAGAGACAUUUUACACUUGGUUGAGCACCAGGAAACACAUGAGAAGCAGAAACUGCACAGGUGUGGGGCAUGUGGGGUACAGUUGUAUGUCAGCACAAAUGUUUGUCAGCAUGAGAAGCAGUGCACUGGGGAGAAACCCUUCAGAAGGCGUGUCAACAGAGCCUCAUUUGUGAAGAACUGCAAAUGCAAUGUGUCAGGGAAGCCAUUUAUCUUCAGGGUAGUUGGGAAGAACUUCUUGGCUAGCUCUGAAUUUCUUCAGCAACAGACUACUGCCAUCAGGGAGAGGUCAAACAGUGAAACCGAGAGCAGAGUGGCCUUUCCGAGGGGAAAAACUAAUAACUGGGGAGAAUGCACGAACACCUUCAGCUGCAAACACACACUUGUUCAGCAUCAGAGAUUCCUCACUAGGGAAAGAUGUUUUAUGUGGAAUGAAUGUGGGAAGUUUUUUAGCAGAAGCUAUAGCCUCAGUCAACCUCAGAGAGUGUAUACUGGAGAAAGAAUUUUUGACUCUGAAGAAUGUGGAAUAUUACUUAAAAAGUCUCACCUUGUUGAACACCAGAAAAGUAACAUCAGAGAUAGGCCUUAUGAGUGUACAGAGUGUGGGAAAUCAUUUACCCGAAGCUCCAACCUCAUUACACAUUGGAGAGUUCACACUGGAGAAAGACCUUAUGAUUGUGAAGAAUGUGGGAAAUCCUUUAGCCGGAAAUCCAACCUUAUUGUUCACCAUAGAGUUCACACCAGAGAAAGACCAUAUGAAUGUACGGAAUGUGGGAAAUCCUUUGUCCAAAGCUCUACGCUUCUUCAACAUUGGAGAAUUCAUACUGGAGAAAGGCCUUAUGAUUGCAGUGAAUGUGGGAAAUCUUUUACCCGAUUCUUUGCACUCCAUCAACAUCAGAGGGUUCACACUGGAUCAAGACCUUAUGAGUGCAUUGAAUGUGGAAAAUCUUUUGCUGAAAACUCCAGACUCAUCAAACACAGGAGAGUUCACACUGGAGAAAGGCCUUAUGAGUGCAGUGAAUGUGACAAAGCAUUUUGCCAAAGUUCUUCACUUCUUCGACAUCAGAGAGUUCACACUGGAGAAAGGCCUUAUGAGUGUGGGGAGUGUGGGAAAUCCUUUGGGCAAAAGACAACCCUCAUUCAGCAUUGGAGUGUUCACAGUACGGAAAGACCUUAUAAAUGUGGGGAAUGUGGGAAAUCCUUUAGGCGAAAGUCUGAGCUCAUUCAACACUGGAGAGUUCACAGUGGAGAAAGGCCAUAUGAGUGUGGGGAAUGUAGGAAAUCAUUUAGCCAAAAGUCCAAUCUCACUAUGCACCGGAUAGUUCACACCAGAGAAAGGCCGUAUAAAUGUAAUGAAUGUGGGAAAUCAUUUAGCCAAAACUCGACGUUCCAAAAACAUCAAAGAAUUCACACUGGAGAAAGGCCUUAUGAGUGCAGUGAGUGUGGGAAAACUUUUAGCCAAAGCUCUGCCCUCUGUCAACAUCAGAGACUUCACACUGGAUCAAAGCCUUAUGAGUGUAUUGAAUGUGGGAAAUCCUUUGUUGAAAACUCCAGACUUAUUAAACAUAAGAGAGUUCACACUGGAGAAAGGCCUUACGUGUGCAGUGAAUGUGGGAAGUCCUUUGCAGACAACUCCAACUUCAUUGUACACAGGCGAAUUCACACUGGAGAAAGGCCUUAUGAAUGCAGCCAAUGUGGGAAAGCAUUUGGCCAAAGUUCUUCACUCCUUCAACAUGAGAGAGUUCACUCUGGAGAAAGGCCAUAUAAGUGCAGUGAAUGUGGAAGAUGCUUUGCCAAAAACUCCAGUGUCAUUAAACACAAGGAGCAUUCACACUGCAGAAAGUCCUUAUAACGUAGCAAAUGUUGAAAAUCCUUUACGUAAAACACCCAUCUCAUAAAACAUCAUAAUGCUCACAGUGAAUAACGGCCUUAUGGAUAUGGUGCAUGUGGAAAAUCCUUUAGCUGAAACUCUAGCCUCAUUGCAUACACACUGGAGGGUUCACACUAGGGGAAGGCUUAGGAGUACAAUGAAUGUGAGAAACCCUUCAGUCUAAUCUCAUUGGAUACCACAAAGUUCACAUCAGGAAAAUGAUAAGGUGCAGGAAAUGUGUUGUUUCUUCUUAAGUAUAAUGACACUGGGAAGAUCCCUUAUGAGGGUGCUGUCUAUGUCUUAUUAAACUUUGUGAUCCUGAUAAAUCAUGGAAAUUCCUGUUAUGUGGGAGCUGCCUUGCACCUUUAAUUUGCCAAGGGUCCUUACCAGGUUUAUGUCACUGCCAGUUCUAUAGCAAAAGCCAUCUAAGCUCUAUCACUUUUCAGGUGCUCAUGGUGUGCAUCGUUGACCCUCCCCAGUGUGUCCAGGGAAGCAAACUCUGUUCUUACGUUUGCAGGAGGCAUUUGUAAGAAAGCUGAAUCUUUAUUCCUUUCUGUAAUUACUUUCACUGAUGAGUUACGUGACUGAGCUGACCAGUUUUUGGCCCAGAGGACUCUGCUGGUGACUUAAAAACAUAGACUGCCUUUUCCAGGGAUAUUGUUGAUCCCAUGUGACUCUGAUGGAAUUUCCUGCCCUUCAAGUUUCCAGCCCAGGAGCAGCCUGCCUCCCAUUGCUCUUUGUGUGAAAAUGAAGGCCUUAUUGUUUAAGCCACCAUUCAUCUGGGGGUUCUAGUUAGUGUAUGUGGUGGUUUGAAAAUAGCUGUGUUCUGCUAAUGUGAGGGAUUGAACAGCUUUGAUUGGGAUCCCAAUCUUUCUGUGUCUCAGAGGGACAGUAUGAUGGCAGAAUGUGCUUUCCUCUCCAGUUUUGCCCGAGUUUGCCUUGCUGCCCAAGACCUCCAAGAAAAGAGUGCAGGGAUUUGUGGACCUAAUUGUAGCAUGGAUGCCGUGGUAUUUUGUGGUUCAGAGGUCAGUCUGUGGAGGGUCAGCUGAGAUAACCUUUGGUGCUUGUGAGAGCAACAUGAAAUUGUUCUGUUCACAGGGGAUGUUGCAUUGUGCUCAGUGCUGCUGAGGGCAGUCUGUUCCCAGGUCCUGCAGCAGAGCCAUGUGCUCUGAUGUCAUGAAUUCCCCAGAGUGGCAUCACAGGUUAUAGGAUUGUGUGGGCAGGGGAAUCAUACUUAUUACAGAAACACUGGAUUUGUAUGGAGGGGAAGAGACUGCUCCAAACUGGUUGGGAUUUGCCACUUUUAAAGGGGCACCUAGAAGGUUCCAGUCAUUAUGGCUGUGAAGGAUGAGCGGGCUCAAAUUCUCAUGACCUGGAGAAGUGAGUAUUUUGUGUAGCUGAGGUCAUGGUGAGAGGAAAACAUGUAAAUACUUUGUGGAUUCCUGUAGCCUCUCUGGGCUAUUCACCUUAAGGCUAUUGCUGUGGAGGAAAUUGAGACGAGAGAGGCCAGCUCUGUGGCCUUUGUGCCCCAGCCUGCAUUCCUGUUGAAUCUGGUGGAAAUGACCUCACGGGUCUCCAGUAUUUGCCAGCACUGUGGCAAGGCAUCCCUCCCAUGGUGUGAGGAAGGAGAUGGUGGGGUCAAUAGAGGUUUAUCAGACUGGCUUUCCAAAAUUGUAGGAGAUCCAGAUUUUCAUGUUGAACUGUAUUUUUAGUUCUCUAAUAAGAUAUAAAUGAUUUGCAAUAAGCUGCUUAUAUUUAACCUGUACUGUUUGAUAAGUUUUGACAUUCAUGUAAACCCAUAAAACCAUUUAAUCAUGAUGAUGAAGGUCUCCAGCUCUUAUUUACCUCGGGCCCUUUACUAAUGUCUGUCUCUCUCUUCUGUCUACCUUCCAGGUAACCAUUGAUGUAUUUUGUUUUACAAUUAGUUUGUCUUUUCCAGAAUUCUAUAUGAUUCUCCUCAUAAAGGGUUACUCUUUUUUUUUUCCCUGAGUAGCCUCGUGUGACUUCUUCAUUUUGAGAUUCAUCAAUGAUGCUUAUAUGAGUAUGAGUAGUUCCUUCUUUUUAUAUUGUGGGAAGUAUGAUGUUCUGUGGAUGUACCACUGUUUAUUUAUUCUUCCGUUUGCAUAUUUGAAUUGUUUCCAGUUUUUGACUGUUGGAAAUAAAACCACUGAGAUGUG
Messenger RNA from Equus quagga, 4562 nucleotides. Its product is annotated as zinc finger protein 256-like. Lineage: Eukaryota; Metazoa; Chordata; Mammalia; Perissodactyla; Equidae. Gene Ontology annotation, biological process: regulation of immune system process; negative regulation of transcription by RNA polymerase II; regulation of cytokine production. Bases 217 to 2367 code for a protein of 716 amino acids. The record is from RefSeq and is a predicted model, not a curated record. The transcript is spliced from 3 exons.